CAAGUGCGGUCCAUUACUCGGUUCAUUAUACCUCUCGUCGUCUGCUAAACUGCUCAUUGAAUAUAUUUAUUAUAGUGCCUUGCUAUUCAACAGACUGUCUUUUCGCAUAGCAUUGAUUUUGCAGUAGUUACACAAGUUUUAACAUGACUUCACUUGCAUCCACGGCUGCUCCCCCGGCACUCUCCGUUACACCUCCUCAACAGCAGCCUCAGUUGGAUCUCAACUUGAGGCUAAUUUGCAGAGACUGUAAGGAUGCAGUUCCAAAUAUUGUAGAAGAUUUUUCGGCUGGUGAUCUCAUUUGUGGAAAUUGUGGUCUCAUUCUUGGCAAUCGCAUUAUUGAUACUCGGUCUGAAUGGCGAACCUUUAGUAAUUCAGAUGACAACAGUGGAGAUCCUUCUCGUGUGGGUGCUGCUUCUGACCCCAUACUGGGAAGCAAGGGAACAAUUGAUUCCACCAUUAUUGGUGUGAGAGAUGGUGGUACUGGACGAUCCCGUGAGCUACAUCGUGCUCAUCUUAAAGUGAUUGGUCAAAAGGGAGAGGUUGCACUUUUGCAAGCGUUCAAGGUCAUUCAGGCCAUGGGAGAGCGCAUCUCACUCUCCAAAAUAGUGAUUGAUUCUGCCAAACAACUGUUUAAAAAGGCUGAUGAUGAACGUCUGCUUAAAAGUAAACCUACCGAGGCUAUUAUUGCUGCAUGUCUGUAUAUUGCCUGUAGAGAGCAUAGCGUUACUCGAACUUUUAGAGAAAUUUGUGCACUGUCAAAAGUUUCUAAAAAAGAGAUUGGAAGGUGCUAUAAAGCACUUCAGCCCAAUAUGGAGCAUCCAGUACAACAAAUCUCGCUUGAUGCAUACAUUUCACGGUUUUCUUCAAGCAUAGAUAUAAAAGCUGAUGUACGCAAAGCAACAGUUUUGGUUGCUGAUCGUAUUGUAGAGCUGGGUACUUUGGCAGGAAAAUCUCCCAUUACACUUGUUGCAUCAUGCCUCUACUUUGUAUCGUGUCUAUCUACCGAUCCCAAGCCUGCUAAGCUGAUUGCAGAGGUUGCAGGGUGUACUGAGUCCACUCUUAAAAAUGCAUACAAGCUAUUGCUCGAGGUUAAAGAUAUAAUCGGAAGAGAUCUUAACUUGCCUCAUGGUCUGCAUACACUUCCUAACUAAGAGUGUUUUGACAAUGGAUCCAAAAUAACAAUAAAGCAUUGAAUUGUACUGG
Batrachochytrium dendrobatidis JAM81 is the source of this 1203-nucleotide messenger RNA. Its product is annotated as transcription factor TFIIB. The transcript has 2 exons. Lineage: Eukaryota; Fungi; Chytridiomycota; Chytridiomycetes; Rhizophydiales. The record is from RefSeq and is a predicted model, not a curated record. Gene Ontology annotation, molecular function: TBP-class protein binding; RNA polymerase II general transcription initiation factor activity. The coding region runs from base 144 to 1151 and encodes 335 amino acids. Gene Ontology annotation, cellular component: nucleus; transcription preinitiation complex. Gene Ontology annotation, biological process: transcription initiation at RNA polymerase II promoter; transcription preinitiation complex assembly.